Nicotiana attenuata is the source of this 921-nucleotide messenger RNA. RefSeq lists its product as uncharacterized. Gene Ontology annotation, molecular function: catalytic activity; nucleic acid binding; zinc ion binding. Lineage: Eukaryota; Viridiplantae; Streptophyta; Magnoliopsida; Solanales; Solanaceae. The transcript has 2 exons. The record is from RefSeq and is a predicted model, not a curated record. The coding region runs from base 1 to 921 and encodes 306 amino acids.
AUGGUUGAUGAAAAUACAGAGAGGAAGUCUGGAUUGAAUUUUGCUAAACUAUUGGUUGAGGUGGAAAUGAAUGCAAAUCUAGACUCCGUUACUUUCAAGAAUGAAAGAGGGAAUUUGGUGGAGCAGAAGGUGGUGUACGAUUGGAAGUCUACCUUAUGCAAGUAUUGUGAUAAAUAUGGGCAUGAUGAGAUUAAUUGCAGGAACAAGAAGGGCCAGCACAAUGCAGCACAUGAGAAGAAUGGGAAAGAUAUAAUUGAUGAGAAUGUAGUUCAAUAUGUACCAUUGGUGAAGGGACGGACUGAAACAAAUACAAAUGAAGGAAAUGUGGCAAAACAAGGAACUAAGGAGAGUGUACGGAUUACCCCCUGGAGAACUGGACGAAACCAAGGUAAGCAGCAGCAGCAAACAGGAUACUCUCAGCAACAGAAGGUGGUCAGUUCAAACACAUUUCAGGUACUUAACAGAGAGAAAAUGUUUGGAGGUUGGCCUCAUAUUACUAAUCUAGCAGCCCAUUACAAUGGGAGAAUAUGGAUUACAUGGAGACUAGAUUACUACAUUGUAGUACCAUUGGUAAUAACAACUCAUAUUGUUACAUGUGCUGUGCAUAACAUCCCUUUGAAACUGGACUUUGUCAUAUCUUUUGUGUAUGCAUUUAACACACGAGAGGACAGGAAGGAGCUAUGGGACAUACUAAUGAACUAUAGCACGGCAUGCAAUCAACCCUGGAUAAUUGCAGGGGACUUCAACUCAGUGUUGAAUCCAGAUGAUACAGUGGGAGGAAAUCCAAUAACAUGGCUAGAAAUUGUAGACUUCCAUCACUGUGUAGACACCUGUGGACUGAUCGAGCUUCCUCAUGUGGCGCAGAGGUACACAUGGAAUGACAGAAGUAGUAGUGGACAGAGGAUUUUUUUCAAAUAUUGA